Molecule: messenger RNA, 737 nt
Organism: Dermacentor silvarum
Lineage: Eukaryota; Metazoa; Arthropoda; Arachnida; Ixodida; Ixodidae
Exons: 5
Coding region: 76-633 (185 amino acids)
Biological process (GO): symbiont-mediated perturbation of host defenses
Molecular function (GO): amine binding
Source: RefSeq, a predicted model, not a curated record
UUGCAGAAAUUGCCCUCCUAUAAAGAAGGCAACCGAAACCAAUGUCGGCCAGUAAGACGCUCAGAAAAAGCCGCAAUGGCAGCAGCAACAGUAUUUGCGUUCAUCGCAUUUUUCUCGAUGCCAUUCGUGUUUGGAAAGCUUGGACCGCCUGGUGGUCCACAACACUUGCACCAUGACGCCAUAGACGCUUUCAAGAUAAUAGAAAACUUUCAGUUCACCGUGGCCAUAACAGACUCGGAUAAUGACACUAUAUUCGAAUGUGUCGCGGGAAACCGCACGGAGAUUGAUCCAGAAGCUAAGACAGCAACUUUUGUCUGGCUCUUUCAAGAAACUGAAAACUCUCCAAGGGAGGACAUUCCUUUCUACGUCAAGGUGGCAGACGAACCGGAGACUAUCACGUUCACCGUGGAUGACGAUCCGACAAUCCGAGAGGGCAGAUACUACUACACAGACUACGAAACAUGCGUCGUACUAGACAUGGAAUACCACGGACAUCAGUGCAUCUUGUGGACGAAAUUGAAAGUGAAAGACGCAGUUCCGCAACAUUGCAUUGAUCACUUCGUGGAUGCUUGUGGCGUCAUCGUUCCUCAACAUAGCCGAGACCUGUGCCCGGAUGGUGAAGGCGACUACUAAUUAGUACUCGUCGCGUACUGUUUAUAUCCUCUGAAUGCACUACUGGUCACCUUCGACCCGUAACAGGCAAAAAUAAAGACGACAAUAAAUAAGUAAAGAGACGA